CUGCCUCUCACGUGACGCAAGGGGAGCGCCGGGACGUCGUGCCUUACGUCCCUUCGUCCGCCGUGUCCAUGGAGCGCCUCAAAGGACGGAUCUGAGAGGGAAGGCGAGGGGGCCGUUCCCGGGGGGAGUCCGUGGUCGAGGAGGAGAUGGCCUCUUCUAUGGUCAGAGCGACCGUCCGGGCCGUGAGCAAGAGGAAGAUUCAAGCCACCAGAGCUGCCCUGACGCUGACCCCUUCUGCUGUGAAUAAGAUAAAGCAACUGCUUAAAGACAAGCCUGACCAUAUAGGAGUUAAGGUUGGUGUUCGUACAAGAGGCUGUAAUGGACUUUCUUACACACUAGAAUAUACAAAAUCAAAAGGAGAUUCUGAUGAAGAAGUAGUACAGGAUGGUGUUAGAGUGUUUAUUGAGAAAAAAGCACAGCUGACACUUCUAGGAACUGAAAUGGAUUAUAUAGAAGACAAACUGUCCAGCGAAUUUGUUUUCAAUAACCCAAACAUCAAAGGAACGUGUGGCUGUGGAGAAAGCUUUAAUAUAUAACAUACAAGGACUGAUUCCAUGACCUUUAACACCACAACCCUGCUUUCUAAUCACUUGGCAUGUGUUUUUCAGGUCUUUAGGCUUUGUAACAUGGCUGUCUUUUCAGGAAAAUAAAAGUACUGUCUUUUUAAAAAGUUAUCUGUGUGUUAAAUUUCAGCUCUUGCAUAUUUUCAGUUUUAAAAAUGGAAGGUUGUGUUUCUGAAAAAGCCAAGAACACAAAGUACAAAAAUACAGCUUUAUUUUAUUUGCAAAAAAUCCUUGUUUUUCCUCUUAAUGGUUCCAUCACAUCUUCAUAAAAUACAUAAUGAAAAGUAUUAUGCAAAGUUGUGUUUCUGUGUGUUUGUCUUAGACAGAAUUACACUGCUCUGUGUGUUGUAAAUCAUUAAAAAUUAUGUUUUAAAGUAAAAGUACACUUCACAUUUACUGGAAAUUUCAAAUAUUAGUUAUUUAAAAUAUUUUGUGUCUCUUUAGAUGUAAACAUUUGAGUUCUCAGAGGCAUAUGGGCUUACAUAGCUUGAGGCAAAUCAGUAUGCAUUUUGGAUACCAUAUACUAGAUCCUGCCCCCUUAAUUCACCUCCCACGUCCCCCCAAAAAGUGAGUAAAUAUUUGUUGCUGCUGAGAAAGCCAUCAAUAUUUUAAGCAAUAUGCUUAAUAUUAGGCAGAGAGACAGAUGGCAGAAUCCUGUUUAGAUUAUUUUUUUUUUAAAAAAACUUGUUUCUGUCAGUUUUUCAAAUAUCCUGAAAUGAAUUCUGAAAGCACAUUCUCUCUGCAGUUUAUAGAUGGAAAUCAUUUAAAGUGUUCUGGUUAUGCAGCAAGGAAAGCUUAUUUUUUUUCUAAGCAGUUUAUUUGUUAGGUAACAGCUUAUAGUCUGAAUUUACGAGUGUACUUAUUAAAGCUUAGCCCAAAUGUGAACAGCAAAACUUGAUGGUAAAAGAUCUGAAUUUUGAUAACUUCUUAUUCUUUAAAGCUCUUUUGUUGUAUUUUAUUGUAAUUACUUACAUGGUCAUAUCGUGAAUGAAAACAUACUUUUCAGGUUUGAAUGGUCUUACAAUUGAGACAUUAUGGUACAUCCAGAAUCUAUAUUCUGAUUCUUACCUGCUCAGAGCCAUUUUUCUGCACAAAUAAUUUUUUCAAAAUUGUUCUACAGCUAAUGUUCAGUUAUCUUGUUUAGGCAGACUUUUGUACUAUCCUUACUGUGAAGGAAAAAGAGGUGUGUCAUUGUGAGGAUGUUACAUUUGUACCAGUAAAAGAUUACUGGUUAAAGGAAUGAUAUCAGUUGUACUACUUAUGCUCGUUCAUGAAAACAGUUCAGUGAUCAAGGAUACUGCCUGAAACUGGAUUUGCUUUGCAGAUCUUCAAAGAAAAAUGUGGGAUGUUCUAGGCUCAAUUGCAACUUUUAGAAAAAUUGCUUGUCAAGGAUGGAGACAUUUACAGUCCUGUGUGUAACUACCACAAAGAGUUAUUUUUCACUGAGAGUGUGUCUGAGAAUAUUCGAACUAUUGCUAAGCCUAAUAGUAUAAUCUUUUCAUCUUGCAACAUUUUGAAAUCUAAAAUUCGAGACUGAGAAGAGCCCUGGUAUCUAACUGCUUAAAGGGCAGGAAUUAAACAGCACUAUAUAAGAAUGUUGUAUAGCUUGUAUCAAGAAUGUUAUUGAUGUACUCCAAUCUGUUUUGUUUUUAAUUGAUGGAUUGUGUUUUCCUAGAAACAGCUUUGUGAAAUGAAAGUGUGCACUUCCAUAUUAUAAAAAGUGUUGUCUAAUUUAAGUACUACGCACAAACUUGGAAGUAAAUAUUUGUUAGUAAUAGUUUAAGAAAGAGUAUAUUCUCAUUCAUCUAUAAUGUGUGCAAUACUGUAAUUUACGGUAGUUAUGUUGUAAUAAAUUAACUUUGG
Molecule: messenger RNA, 2426 nt
Organism: Pogona vitticeps (central bearded dragon)
Lineage: Eukaryota; Metazoa; Chordata; Lepidosauria; Squamata; Agamidae
Gene: ISCA1
Product: iron-sulfur cluster assembly 1
Biological process (GO): iron-sulfur cluster assembly
Cellular component (GO): mitochondrion; cytoplasm
Molecular function (GO): 2 iron, 2 sulfur cluster binding
Source: RefSeq, a predicted model, not a curated record